Arabidopsis thaliana (thale cress) is the source of this 510-nucleotide messenger RNA. RefSeq lists its product as uncharacterized. The transcript has 2 exons. The coding region runs from base 1 to 510 and encodes 169 amino acids. NCBI's taxonomy places the organism in Eukaryota, Viridiplantae, Streptophyta, Magnoliopsida, Brassicales, Brassicaceae. The record is from RefSeq and is marked reviewed.
AUGACUACUACUAUGGUUGAUGAUGCUAAGAAGCCUGUCUAUGAAUCUACUAGCCUCUUCCGUAUUUGGUGGACGAACAAGAACCUACAAUACGAUAUCGUGAUGACUUGCAUCCUCAAAAUCCUCAACAUUGCAGCGAACUUGUAUAUGACACACCACAAGAUUCCCUUAACCGCAGAUGAAUCAUCUUUGACGGUUUGCUUACUAAUGUACUUAGUGUGCGGCAUGAUGAGUUUCAUGGGGUGGUGCAUGGCAAUGACUGCUGUUGAAGGUUAUGACAUGUACAUAUGUGGACGCAUUGGUCACAUCUUUGGCUUGAGUGUUCUCCUUCACCUCCUCUAUUCUAUCUCUCCAAGUUUGGCUCUAUGGUUUGGUAUCCCAUCGUUGUUAUGGGUCUUUGCCGCUUUCAUUGAAGCUCUUUAUGCAUUAUGUCUACCCCAACUAUUUAAAGCUUUAAGAGAUCACUGGGACUAUUUGAAUCAACCACUCCUCAGAGUUGUUAAUGUUUAG